AUGGAGAAAAAAAUUAUGUUGCAAGAUUUAGAAGCUAUGAUGGAAAAGAAAAAGAACAUUCCUUUCAACCCUAAAGUUCAUUUCACUUUAAAUGUAAUUUUAGCACAAGUUGCUCCACAUUUCUAUACUAAUGAUGAGUUAUUACAAAUUGAAGAAUUGCAUCAACGUGUUUGUCAAGAAAUAAAGUCACCUCUUAUUUUACAAAACACUAUGAAAAAAGAAAUUGGUAAUAAUAAAAAGAAUAGAGGUUGCUCAAGUAAUGAAGGUAGCAUGUGUUCUGAAGAAAGAAGAGUGAAACCAAAGAUCAUGAAGGAAAAAGAAUUACCACAACCACCAAAAUUGCCUAUUCAUGUCAUGAAUAAGAUCACAAAGUUGAAUGGUACUAAAGUAAGAUAUGUUAUGUGCAAGAAGUUGUUUAAAACAGAUCUCAAUAUAAAUAACAAUCGUCUUUCAAUGCCACUUAAAAAAAUCAAAUGUGAUUUUCUCACUUAG
Messenger RNA from Cicer arietinum (chickpea), 492 nucleotides. RefSeq lists its product as uncharacterized. The record is from RefSeq and is a predicted model, not a curated record. Lineage: Eukaryota; Viridiplantae; Streptophyta; Magnoliopsida; Fabales; Fabaceae. Gene Ontology annotation, molecular function: DNA binding.